AUCGGCCUGUAAUGGCGGGCUCCCGGGGCGCCUGCGCAGUUGGCGUGUAGUCGCGGGUUCACGUUUCCUUUUGCGCUGCCCAAGCCCUCUCUCUCUCUAUAUAGAUAUAUAAAUAGUCUGCAGCAAGGAAAAAUACGAAAAAAAAGUGGGAGUUAUCCUCAUCAUUCAUCAGACAUGGCUUCUUUUGAAAGCUUGUUCUCAAGACCCCCAAACCCAGCCCUUGACAAAAACAUGACAGACUCUGAGCAUGCAGGGGAUGAAAGAGAGGAUGGGGAACUGGAAGAUGGUGAAAUAGAUGAUGGAGGCUUUGAAGAAGAAAAAGAACCAAAAGCAAUUGAGUCUGAAAAGCCAGUCAGUGAAAAAGUUCACAAAAAAUCUAAAAAGAGGAGGAAGAAAGAGAGAGAGAAGGAAAAAAAGAAAGAAAAACGUCGCAGACGUGAAAAACAAAAGCAUAAUUUUCCCGUCAGUGAUAACAGUUCAGACUACAGCUAUGAUUCUGACACUGAUCAUGCAGAAAGACCGCACAAAGAAUUGAUACACAAAGAUUUUGAUUCCAUGUUUGCUCAGCCUCCACCUUUUUUAGGAAACUACACGUCUCCAAAAGCAAAGAGGAAGAAGAUUAUGAAUGAGUAUGAUGAUUAUGGAAACUAUAGUGAUGACGACUAUAACGAUGAAGAGGAUGAUUUCGCUGAACAGCUUAAACACUAUCGACAAGCUAAGGAAAGUUCAAAUACCUCUGAACCCCCUUUUAAGAACCCUUGUACAAAAGGAAUUCAGCAAGGACCUGAUCAGCAAGGUAAGGGCUUUUACUAUGGGAGAGGUCGUGGCGCACAGAAGAAGAUGAAUAUGAAGGAUCGUGGAAGAGAAAGAGGUGCUCAUAAGGGACCAAACACUUACUAUCAAGAUGGAUUUCAAGAGGACAAUAAACCUGUUAAAAAAUGGGUUACUAUGAGUCAAGAGUUUAUUAAUCAGCAUACAGUGGAACACAAGGGAAAACAAAUCUGCAAAUACUUCUUGGAGAAGAGGUGUAUUAAGGGAGACCAGUGUAAAUUUGAUCACGACGCAGAGAUUGAAAAGAAAAAAGAAAUCUGCAAGUUUUAUAUAUUGGGAUACUGUACCAAAGGAGAGAACUGCCUUUACAUGCACAAUGAAUUUCCAUGCAAGUUUUUCCAUACAGGAGUAAAAUGCUACCAAGGAGAUAACUGCAAGUUUUCACAUGAACAAUUGACUGACGACAUGAGGGAAUUACUGCAUAAGCAUUUAAAAAUGGAAGAAGAGCCACAGCAUGAAGAAGAAAACGACAUGGACAACAUGCGACGACAUGGAGCAAAGUUUUACAACUCUCCAUACAUGGGAAUGCAAUUCCAAGGCAAUCCUCCAUCAAUGUACAACUCUGAACCACUUCCAGAACCACCAUCCAAUGUUUUGCCUGUGACUACAAGUCCACCAAUACAAACUGCUGCUGGGUAUUGUAGCCCAAAUAUGCCGGUAAUGAAUGCACCAUUUGGUACUUCUGGAAUGCCAGGCCAUAUGGGAAACAACCACAGAGAUGGUCACAGUUUGCCAUGCCCUCCCUUUCUUCAGAAUGCAGAUGACCCACAGCAUGUUAUGCAAUCUCAGAACAGCUAUCAGACUAUGCAGAAUCAACCUGCAUUCUAUGAUAACUAUUAUUCACAGCAAGCCGUUCAUAAUGUUCAACCCUCGAACCCUGCUGAAUCAAUGCAUAAUGUUUUAUUUUCAAGAAUUGGAAAAAAUCUUGACAUGGGAGAAGCUAAUAUGAAUCCACUGCCAAGGUCUACAAGCAAGGAGGAAGAUGAUAUUGCAAACUGGUACACAAGCAGUGAGGAAGAAGAUGGGAGUGGUGUGUCUUCAAUCUUAAAAACAUUACGAAAUCAAGCAAAACUUGCAAGAAAUAAUUCAACUGAACAGCAAGUUAGUGCUCCACAAUUUGAUCCCAGACUAGCAAAAGAUAGGGUUACAGGAAUGCAAACUACUGAUCCCAGAAUAAAACCCCCUCAAACACAAAAUCUUAGGAGUCCUGGAGAAAUAGUUAGCACUGAUCCAAGAGUUGUCCGUGACCCUAGAAAAAUUAAACCUGUUGAGAUCUCACCAUGUAGUAGUAGUGUGAGAUCUGAUACUCCUCUUGCACAACCUGCAGGAAAAGUAAAGCAAAAAGGAGUUGAUGACGAGGAAGAAGAUUUAGAAAGAGAACUGAGGGAGAAAGCUGUUCUAAUACCUUUAGAAAUGCCACCUGGCAUAAGUUUAAGAGACCCCCGAUGUAAACUUCGACAAUUUAGUCACAUUAAAAUGGAUGUUUUACUGGCCAAGCCAAACUUUGCAAAACUGAUUGUGUGGGCACCUGAAGAUUUAUUACCAGUACCUCCACCUAAACCAGAUCCGGUUUCAUCCAUCAACUUACCAUUGCCUCCACUUAUAGCCGACCAAAGGCUUAAUAAAUCAAGAAAUCUAGCAAGUGAAUUGCAUCACUCUGCUGUCGAUCCAAGAUUAGAACGGCUAGAUCCAAGACUAGAAACAAAAGUUAAGCAGACAGGUGUCCCUGUUAGAAGUAGUUUUCCAGAACAAACAGAAUCACAUGUUAUCAGUAACAAACUGGGGGAUCCUCGGCUGCAAAAAAAUCUUAAUACGAGGCUACACAGAACAUCCAGCACAGAUAGCCAACCUGGUAAUCUGAAAGAUUCUGGUUCAGUGAAAGUAUAUACUCACGGGGCUGCUCGAUCAGGAACUGGUUUGUCACCACCACCUGUUCCAAUUAAAUCGGAACAUGAGUUCCCCAGCUUACCUCCUUAUGCCUCCAAACUAUCUUCUUCAAAUGUUCGAGUAGGAGCUCCAGUCUCCAUCCUGAAAAAUAUCAGUUUGUAUGAUCCAAGGGAUAAUACACCUAAUUUAGAUUCUGGUCCAGUCAGUGCAGGAGAAAAUGGCGAUUACCAGAAAACCACUGUACAUUCUGACAAGCCGUGCAAAAAUGACGCUGAACAGAUAGACAAUUUGCAACAAUGUAAAGAUGUCGAAAUACCAUUGCAAUCAAACACCCAGGUUUCAGAGGAAAGUAAAGAGAAAGAAUCUGAUGAUGCAACUGAAAAAAUUGUUCCUGCACUGCCUGUCCUUUCACAAGCAGCCACCACACCAGCAGUGCAUAACCUGCCAAUUCAGGCUUUAACUGGACUCAUGCGAUCACAUUACAAUGAGCCAAGGCAAGUAAAAACAGGACAGACAAAUCAAGUGCAAGAUGACAAUGCAGAAAUGGAGCCAGAAGACAAGUCCUUAAAAGAGGUCUUUAAGACAUUUGACCCCACAGCUUCACCAUUUUGUUAGCGUUGCUUAAGUAGCUUGGGUACAUUCGAUUUUUAUUUUUCUUGCUAGUCUGGAGCAGGCUCACUUCUGUAUUUUUAUUAUUUAUUUGUAAAUUAUAAACAAACACCUGUAAGCUGCUACACCUCAUUUUGAAAUGCAUACAGAUGUAUGUUAUGCUGAUUGCAAAUCUGUGGUAUUUUACCAACCUUGUGUAUUUUGGUAGUUGUGUUAAAAACACAAGAUGUAGAUUACAUAAAGCACUUUCAUUGUACAUAGAACAUAAUGCAACAAUAGACAAGUGUGUGCUUGUAUCAUAUUUCAAUGUAUAUAUGUGUAUAUAUAGAUAUUGGUGUGUAUGUGUGUUUAUAUAUUAUUCUAAAACUGUCUUUGUUCAUUAUCUUUAUUGAUAAAUGUUUACACAUUUGUAUGGCUAUAUGGUAUUAAGCAAUAUUGUGUAAAUUAUGGAUAAGAACAUCAAUAGCAAAUGCAGGAAGUAUAGGGAACUAACUUUAACAACAGAAGCGUAUAAUAAGCUAGCUUUAAGCUUGCAUUUCAGACAAAUCUAAUCUUUAAACGAUUAUUUACUAAAGUAUAGAUUUAAAAGGAAUUUAACAUUUUAAGGCUUGGUGGCCAAGCUGAAAAAUAUCUGAGAAUUUUUCCAGUUGCUUUAUUUUGACCUUAAAUUGAAAAUCACUUUGCAUUCUCAUUUUCCAAAACAACACUUUAGUGUCAGUCACAUUUCAUUGCUGUUGAUAAAUGUAAUGUAUAAACAGAUCACAUUCAUGUAUUCUUGUAGUUUAAAUUAUGUUUUAAAUCAUUUUUAUCAAGCACUGUACAUAGAAUAAAGGCAUAGUACAGAACUCUAGAAUAUUAAUGUACAAUAAACAUGAAUUGUCCAAACAUUUUCUUUAACCUUUUCACGUCAAGCGUUAGUUGGAACCAUACUUAUAUGGGCAGUCCUGAUAUCUCAUCUUUAAGGGUCUAAUUAUCCUUCCCCCUCUCCCCCUACACACAGGAACACGGUUACUAGCUAGUACUGUAGUUUACUUGAUGGUGUCACUGUAUUGCAUGAUGAUUUUGUACUCCACUAUUUUCUUUAUUUUAUUUUUUGUUCAUGUAAUUUCAGUACAUGUAUUGUUUAUACCAUUUUAACUAA
Molecule: messenger RNA, 4468 nt
Organism: Pelobates fuscus (common spadefoot toad)
Lineage: Eukaryota; Metazoa; Chordata; Amphibia; Anura; Pelobatidae
Gene: ZC3H6
Product: zinc finger CCCH-type containing 6
Exons: 12
Coding region: 175-3333 (1052 amino acids)
Biological process (GO): negative regulation of DNA-templated transcription
Cellular component (GO): nucleus
Molecular function (GO): metal ion binding; RNA binding
Source: RefSeq, a predicted model, not a curated record